AUGCUGACGAUGUAUGAGAACCAUAACUCGGUGGCUGCGGAAAGAAAGGCCACCUACACGGGAGGACCAGUGCCUAUGGAGUUCUAUAUGAGCCAAGAAUUCUACUGCGGCAAAAACGUGUACAUCUUCAUGUCGGAGCUAUACAGCGACAUUUACAACAUGGGCCGAGGAGUUGCUCCCUACUGCAAGGACCGGUCCUUCGUGUUCCUCGGCUUCCUGCACUUCCACGACGAAGCCAAGUACUAUCUCCUGGACGACCCCAGCAUCUCCUUCCCAACGGACAAUUACUUGCAUGGAUUGGAGUGCCAUAUAGGCAUUUGUGUGUUCAGGUUUCCUUUCAAGAAACUCUUGCAAAGAAUCCGCGAUGUGUCCACAUUACCGAAGGCUAUCGUCAAAUGCGGCACGGAGAUGUACAAGCUACCGCCACUGUCUGCCGCAUCCUGCAUCAUCACGUCAGGCUCCUUCAUACUGGACUUCAAUAUCCAAGGCGUUCGGUAUCGACACCACGACUAUUUGCUUACUUUACCUAAUGGCAACACGUACUACACCAAAGAACCCCACUCCCCGCUGAUAUGCGAUCAUCACGUCUGCGAGUGGAACUACACUAAUCAUUAUGGAGGUCCGUUCCUAAUUCCGGGCGACCCGGGCACUGGUAUCGACGCAGUGCCGCCGUAUAUUGAACCGACUCCGAAGACUGACGGAGGAGAUGGAGAUGAGGAAAACAUCACUGUGCCUUAUAUCCUUGAUGGCUGUUUGUUCAUGUACCCACCGAACUACGGGUCAAUCGCGGGCAAGAGUUACUUGGACUCCAUCGAUCUUCACGACGACAGGUUUACUUGCAACGCUGCUGGCGGAAAUAAGGGUCUCUACUGGUACCCCCAGUGGAUGGGUGCAGCUCCCCACCACCCAUACCCUGCAAUGGGCGAUGAUAAGGAUUACGAACCCAACGGACCGUUCUACGCGCACCAACAGGGCUACGACAUGGACGAACAGGAUAUUGAAUAA
Messenger RNA from Helicoverpa zea (corn earworm), 1005 nucleotides. RefSeq lists its product as uncharacterized. Bases 1 to 1005 code for a protein of 334 amino acids. NCBI's taxonomy places the organism in Eukaryota, Metazoa, Arthropoda, Insecta, Lepidoptera, Noctuidae. The record is from RefSeq and is a predicted model, not a curated record. The transcript is spliced from 7 exons.